Messenger RNA from Drosophila pseudoobscura, 451 nucleotides. RefSeq names its product keratin-associated protein 5-4. The transcript is spliced from 2 exons. Lineage: Eukaryota; Metazoa; Arthropoda; Insecta; Diptera; Drosophilidae. The coding region runs from base 165 to 317 and encodes 50 amino acids. The record is from RefSeq and is a predicted model, not a curated record.
GUUUCUCAUUCGUAGUUCAAAAUUCGAUGUGUUAACACAUAGAAAAAGAUAUUUAUGUAUAAAAUAUUUGCAUUAUUAUUUCGUUAGUUGUGUCCUUUCUAACUGAAUUAGCAUCUCGUUGAGCUUCGCAUAGCUUUUAGACGGAAACCCCCUAAGUAAUCAACAUGUGUUGUGGACCAGCUUCGUGCUGCCCGAGCUGCGGCCCACCCUGUGGCGGACCCUAUUCUACGCAAUGUUGCGUGGAGCUCUGCUGUUCCCCCUGUACCCCGGCCUACUUGCAGUGCACCAUCUGUCCCUGCUACCCUCGCUGUUGCUAGCCCAGUGAAGGACGAAGAGUUAACAUUGACCUCACGGCGGAUAGUCCUAUACAUUGCUGAUCCCAACUAACGAAAUGAUAAUGCAAAACAAAAAAAAAUAAAUAAAAUAUAAUAGAGGAACGAUCAUAAGACAA